Molecule: messenger RNA, 632 nt
Organism: Rubroshorea leprosula
Lineage: Eukaryota; Viridiplantae; Streptophyta; Magnoliopsida; Malvales; Dipterocarpaceae
Source: the annotation of a GenBank genome assembly
GAACUGAGUUUUCUUCUGCAUUGACGGUUUGUCAUGAAACGUUUUGUUAUUGAACUGAAUCUGAUUUUACAUUGACGAGUUGUCAUUGAAUGCUUUGCAAUUAAACUGAAUCUGAUUUUGUCACUGAGCGUUUUGGUUAUAUUAAAGUGUUUAUCUGGCGUGCUUAAAAGUUUUACCCAAGGGCUAUCCAUAUUUACUUACUGAGUUAUCUCAUAGUUUUCCUUGUCCACCAUUUUAGGAAGCGAAACCGAGGACGGGGAAACCAAGGGGGAGUGACGAGUUAGAAGGCUAGCCACUUGGAAUUUGAUAUAGAUUUUAGAUACAGAUUAUGAUCUUAUGUGAUUUGAAUAAGUUUCGAGCCUUGUGCACUUGUGGGACUUGUCUCACGAAUGUACGGCGUCUGUCGCGCCUCGAAUUCGGGUUUUGGGGCGUGACACCGGUAACAGAAUAACAUGACCAUAUCGGAGACAAAACAGGCUGAAUUUAACAGAAAAUCAGUCUUUACAAUUAACUUUCAAAUCAUCAGGACAAUCACAUGAACUUCAAGUAGGCAUGCUCAAAUCCAUAAAAAUCAUAAAAAUUUUCAGUUCAAAUCAGUCAUACUUACUUUUGCAUAAAACGGGUUUAGUCCC